GGCAUGCUGCUGCCUGUCUUGGCGGGGCUUGCCUUCUCGGCGUGGGGGGCAGCGGGCGCCCAGGAGAGCCCCCCGGGCAGCCGCUUCGUGUGCACCUCGCUGCCUCUGGACGCCGCCAACCCGGGCUGCCCGCUGCCCCCCAUCCCCAUGCAAGGGGGCGGGCUGCCCCCCGAGGAGGAGCUGAAGGCCACCGUGCUGCAGCUGCGGGAGACCAUCCUGCAGCAGAAGGAGACCAUCGGCAACCAGCGCGAGGCCAUCCGCGAGCUGACCGCCAAGCUGGGCCGCUGCGAGGGCGCCGACGGCAAGGGCGGCACGUGGCGGAAGGAGUUCGGCAAAGGCAAGGACACCAUGGGCGACCUGCCCCGGGACCCCGGCCAGAUCAUCGACCAGCUCAGCCGCACCAUGCAGACCCUCAAGGAUCGCCUGGAGAACCUGGAGCACCAGCUCCGAGUCAAUGUGUCCUAUGCAGCUCUCCCUAAUGAUCUCAGAGAGAUGCUUCAGAGAAGGCUGGGAGAUUUAGAGCGCCAGCUUUUGAGCAAAGUUGCAGAACUGGAGAAUGAGAAAUCCCUGCUCCAUAAUGAGACGUCCACCCACCGGCAAAGGACUGAGGCAGCCUUGAAUGCCCUUCUGGAAAGAGUUUCCGAGCUUGAAAGAGGAACCAGCGCCUUUAAAUCUCCGGAUGAGUUCAAGGUCUCCCUUCCACUCCGCACCAAUUACCUGUAUGGGAAGAUCAAAAAGACCCUGCCCGAGCUGUAUGCCUUUACCGUCUGCCUGUGGCUGAAGUCCAGCGCGUCUCCGGGAAUAGGGACACCGUUCUCUUACGCCGUCCCUGGGCAAGCCAAUGAAGUCGUGCUGAUUGAGUGGGGGAACAACCCAAUUGAGCUGCUCAUUAAUGACAAGGUUGCCCAGCUCCCUCUGUUCAUCAGCGAUGGCAAAUGGCACCAUAUCUGCAUCACGUGGACAACAAGGGACGGCAUGUGGGAAGCUUUCCAGGAUGGAGAGAAGCUUGGCACGGGGGAUAACUUAGCUCCUUGGCACCCCAUUAAACCUGGAGGAGUCCUGAUCCUUGGUCAGGAGCAGGAUACUGUUGGAGGAAGGUUUGAUGCAACUCAAGCCUUUGUUGGGGAAAUGAGCCAGUUCAAUAUAUGGGACCGAGUCUUGAAGCCUGAAGACAUCAUGAAUAUUGCUAACUGCUCCACCAACAUGCCUGGCAACAUCAUCCCCUGGGUUGACAACAACGUGGAUGUGUUUGGCGGGGCAGCCAAGUGGCCUGUGGAGACCUGUGAAGAGCGGCUGCUCGAUUUGUAG
Molecule: messenger RNA, 1308 nt
Organism: Varanus komodoensis (Komodo dragon)
Lineage: Eukaryota; Metazoa; Chordata; Lepidosauria; Squamata; Varanidae
Gene: NPTX2
Product: neuronal pentraxin 2
Exons: 5
Coding region: 4-1308 (434 amino acids)
Source: RefSeq, a predicted model, not a curated record